Molecule: messenger RNA, 9067 nt
Organism: Calypte anna (Anna's hummingbird)
Lineage: Eukaryota; Metazoa; Chordata; Aves; Apodiformes; Trochilidae
Gene: YAF2
Product: YY1 associated factor 2
Exons: 4
Coding region: 278-820 (180 amino acids)
Biological process (GO): positive regulation of DNA-templated transcription
Cellular component (GO): nucleus
Molecular function (GO): DNA binding; transcription coregulator activity
Source: RefSeq, a predicted model, not a curated record
GUUGCGAAGCUGCCGCCGUGCGCGGCCCGCCGGGCGCCGCGGCCUGCGGGCGGCCGCUGGUUGGCGGCGGGGGGACACGUGAGAGGGGAGGGGGCAGCAGCAGCGGCGGUAGCAGCGGCAGCAGCAGCAGGAGUUUCCCCGACAGCUGGGGGUUGCGGCGGCGGCUCCUCCUCCCCGGGUCCCCGUUAGAGCCGAGAGACCCCCCGCGCUCCUCCUUAUUGACAAACACACAAAGGGCCGCGCCGGGGCCGGGCCGGGGAACGCGUCUAGAGCCGGCAUGGGAGACAAGAAGAGCCCGACCAGGCCGAAGCGGCAGCCGAAACCCUCCUCGGACGAGGGCUACUGGGACUGCAGCGUUUGCACCUUCCGCAACAGCGCCGAGGCCUUCAAGUGCAUGAUGUGCGACGUGAGGAAGGGCACCUCCACACGGAAACCUCGACCUGUCUCUCAGCUGGUUGCCCAGCAGGUUCCUCAGCAAUUCAUGCCCCCUACACAAUCAAAGAAAGAGAAAAAAGACAAAGUAGAAAAGGAAAAAGGUGAAAAGGAAACAACAAGCAAAAAGAACAGUCAUAAGAAAACCAGGCCAAGAUUGAAAAAUGUGGAUCGAAGUAGUGCUCAGCAUUUGGAAGUUACCGUUGGAGAUCUGACAGUCAUAAUUACAGACUUUAAGGAGAAAACUAAGUCACCACCUGCUUCCAGUGCUGCUUCUGCAGAUCAACACAGUCAGAGUGGUUCCAGCUCUGACAACACAGAGAGGGGAAUGUCCAGGUCAUCUUCACCCAGAGGAGAAGCGUCGUCACUGAAUGGGGAAUCUCAUUAAAGUUUAUUUCCUCCAGUUUCUUUAGUCUCUUCUCUUCAAAACGUACAGAUGCAUAACUUAUGUCACCUGUUACCACAUUUUCAUGUCAGAUUAUUCAUGCACAAUUGGGAUGUUGACUGGAACAUAAUUUAUGCAGUUCUAAAAAAGAAAAAAGUGCAGUGGUAGAAACAAUAAUUUAAAUGCACUCUACAAAUGUUUCCAAAGUGUUUCAGACCAACUUUUUAAUCUUCAUGUGUAAAGAUGCCAUGAAAAUGUGGUUUGAAUGUUCAUUAAGCAGUGUUAUUGGUAAGUCCAUUUUCACUUUUAGUUUAGUGAAUUCUAACACGACUCUUGGAGUCUCGAGUCUCUACUAUUGGCAUGUACUGAAUUUAAAUUUUUAUAGUUCAAGCUGCCUAAAUAUGUAUUAUUUGAGAAUUGUGAAACAUAGUUAUAUGUAUGCAAGUCAGAGAUCAACUUAAUCAACUAUUGCUGCAACAGAAUUUUCAUAAUUAUCUUCUUAAAAACACCUGCUGGUACUUGGUGUGGUUAAAUAGGAAAAUGUUAUUAAAUAAAACAUUUGUAUGAAUUUUUGCCAAUGUUUGACACAUUUUACUAGAUUACUGUUACUGAAUUAUGUUGAUGGGUUUACCAAUAUUUUUUCACAUUUAAAACACUUAUUGUCAUGUUUACAAGCAAAAUAGAAAACACACAUUGUAAGUAUUGAUUGGUUAACCUUACAAUUCAGGUAAAGUACUACAUUUGUCACUGUACACUGGUAUUCUAUGUUGUGUAACAAAUAUUGAACCUCAGAUGACUAUGCAUUUGGCAAAAACUAACAUUUGGAUAUACAAAAGUUUGGAAAAGCUUUAAAAAUAACAGAAGUACAGUUCUCAUUUCUGCUUAAUGCUGUUUCCUUGCCUCAAAUUUAAUCUAGUGUCCUAUAGUCACAUUUUCAUUACAGGAAUAUCAGAUGUUGCUCAAGAAUAAGGAAAUAACAAUAUUAUUAAUUUCCCGUUCCUGAAUCAAUUUCCUUAAUUUUGAUUUGGCCUGGUAGAACACAUUAAUUUAUAAAAAAACUCAUGUGAAAAAACUCAGUCCCCCACUUUAUAGCAUAAACUGUCAACUUUUACACAGCAAUAUGCUGAUACAGAGCAGAUUUACAGUCCCAUCUGGUAUUAUGUAAAAUCACCAAUAAAAUAUUUUUGUGAAUACAGAUUUUGCAUUUUUGUUUACAACCAAUAAGUGUUUUGAUACACACAUACAAUUCACAUAUAGGUUUUAAAUUAUAGAUUCAGGUUCAGUACAAAAGUCCAUUUAACUCCUUUUAGUGAAGGAGUCCACUUUACACUCCUGUGAUUCUUUUCUUUUUCAUUCAAAAUAAAUAUAUUUUUAAGCCAAUGUAAAAGUUGGAUGGACCUUCUUGGCAGUGAAUCCAGCCCCAAAUUAUUACCAACAUAUAAUACGUCUUCUUAACAGCUAAAACGAUGGAUUUUUGUAGCCCCUGACAAUUGUGAUGUUUGGUGGUUUCUUGUAGUAAUGUAUUUUUCUGUUUUUAGUGCAGUACUUCUACAGGCACAAUGGUACUGUUCUACUUUGUAAGAUGCUAGUUGUGAAAUACAGUUAGUUGCAUAAAAUGAAAGUCUGAUGUGAUAUCUGAGAACAUACAUACCUCAUUCCUUGGUGUUGCUGUUUAAACUUUUUAGACAUCAAAUGUUAAUUAUAGGCUAUUUCAGGUGGAUAACUACUGACCUGUUUAUUAUGUAUUCUGCUUUAUCUUACUAAAUAGGAUGUCUGUUCAUUGCCAUUACCUGGCCAAAUCUUAGUAUCGAUAUACCAAUGCAUUUUAAGGUUCUUAAAUGUUUUGGGGGCUGGGCUGGUGUUCAGAAUAACAUACACUAGUUUUGAAAAGAAAAAUACAUGCUUCCCAACUUUAUUUUUUUUGUAUUUUAUUUUUAGGUGGGACUAUUUGCAGAAUGUGCUGAUGUAAUGGAUUACAAGAGAGCUGAAACUGUUUAAAGUAAGGAGUUCAAUGACAGCAAAUCUCAUUGCAAGAUGUUUUAUGAAAUGUGUUUCUAAUUUAAAAUGUAAUGAAUGCUUAACACAUUUCAGAAUUCCUUGCAAACAAGUAAUAAUCUGUUACCAGUAGUUCACUAAAUGGGAAGGUAUUUUCAUUCAACUUUCUGUGAAUAAACCACCCAGCACUGCCAACAAGUGGUCUCUCUGUAUCUUCAGAAAUAAGUAACCAUUUGGUUUGGAAGGAAGAGAGAGGAUGAAGUGGAUUUUAUUCUGAUUCAACUGUCUCUAGAGAAUAAUCUCAAAAACAUGGUACGAGUGUGGUUAUAAUGAAAAACAAUGCAAAAAAGUCUCAUUGUUCUUUAUGGAAUAAGACAUAAAAAAGCAAUUUCUAACCACUGAUACAAGUCAAACAGGAUCUAAAAACUGAGCUGGGGUGGUUUUAACUGAACUAUUACAUUGCUAGUGUUUACAUUGCAAUGAUGCCUGUUUUGGCAUUAAACAAAGUUAAGGUAAUUUUUGCCUCUUUUUGAUUAAAGGGAUGUGUCAAUACUGACAGCAAAGUAGACAAAUUUUAAGUAGCAAUCAGCAUUUGACUCUGUUCGUAAUGUUAUAAUUUAAAUGAACCUCACAUUCGUAAUUUCUAAGUAACUUUGAUUUGUAGUAAACUCAAGUCCUUUUUCUAACUGUAAAUAUAUUUAAAAGCAUCUUUACUCCAUUUAUAAAAAGUGAAAAUUUAAUGUUGUAAUGUGUCUUGAUUAGCUAUUUUUCUCUGUGACUGCUCUCUGCAUAAGAACUGUUACUUGUUAAACUCUCUAUAUGCCCCACUCUGCAACAGCCAUACGUACAUCCUGGGUUGUUCAUGAAAUGGUGACCCAAGAAAGACAAGUGUGAUAGUGUUCAAUGUAAAUGAGUUCCUUUAUGUGUUGAUUGAUUGUCUGGUUUCAGAAAGGGGGAGAAAAGGGGCAAAAUGAAGUAUAAUUAGUUCGUUGAUAAAAUGUACAAUGAUUCAGUCUGUUAUCUUUCUAAAUUUGCCACUAAAUUACAUGUGGUAUAAGGAAAAGAACAAAUAUACAGUGUAAGACUAGGAUCCUUUUUCCCCCUGAAGUUAACUAUGUGUAUGGGUGACAAACAGAAGUUGUUCUACUUAGUACCAGGUUAAAUUAUGCCAUAUAAAAUCUUGAUUCUAACAGAAGUGAUAGUAAAAAAAAAAAAAAAAUCACAUUAAAAACUUUGAAAUUAUUGAUAUUAAAGUCUUGAAAUGAGGAGUAUGACUGAAGUUUUAGCCUAUUACAUGUUUCUUGAGAUAUUUGACGUUUUGUGGCAUAGAUUGUAAAAUCUGAAAACAGUUUUUGAUUUUAUAAUUUGUGCGCUUUGUUUUUUUUUUUAAUAUUAUGGAUAGCAUAUUUUUAGGUAGCCGUGUAAGAUAGAAUACUUUUUAGAACUUGUUUCUGUCAGUUCACUGUAGUAUUCAGGCAAGUCUUCUAAACUUGACAUGAGUGUACGGCUCUGCAUCCUAGAUACUUUUAAUUUUCCUCUCCUGUUUAAAAAACCCAACAGUUUCCCUCAUUAUGCUGAUUGAUUAUACCUUUGUUGUACAGAGUAGAUUUGGCAUGGAACUGUCUAUUAUGUACUUUUUAGAUACAUCUGGGGUACUUUAACUGUAUCUGCUUGGUUUUUUCUGUCGCUUGCCUUUAUUUGACUCUGCUUCCUACUUGGGAGACUGGGUAUAGUUACAUUCAAAUAUCAGAAACUAUAUGGAAAAAGAAAUAUGACUUAAUUUCUCCAAAUGCAGCAGCAAGUGUUAUACUUGUAGUAAAUUAGGUCUGUGCUUACUCAGGAUUAAGAUAGAUAAGAUUAAAAGUUAAUGCUGGUUUUGCCUAGUGGACCAGUCAAAUAAUGAUAUUUUGCAAAUCCAUACUUCUAAAUAUUAAGAUUUGAGUGUGCUGGAAAUGAUGUUUAAGCUUUUGAAUGUUUUUCUUACCUGAAAUUAUGCCCCAGCUUACAUCACAGUGGUCUCAACCUAGCAAAAGCUGUACAGUAAAAUCAGUCACACUGAGGAAGCUCAGUGGUUUUCUUUAGUUUUAGCAAGAGGAGAAAUUUUCUCCUUGUUAGAAAAGACUUAAGAAAUUUGUCUAAGAAACAGUUCAGAUAUAGAGCUCAGUUUGAUGUGUCAAGAAGAGCCUUUAUUUUAAUAAGAAUUAGCAGGAUUUAACUACUAAGUUAAAGCUGGCAAAGUACUUCACAAGUUAAUUACGAAUCAGUGCUUUACAGAAAUUAUUGUAGCUUUCUGUCUAGAGUGGAGUAAAUGGUGCAACAGGAAUGGAUAGCUGCACACUUGCUAGUAAAUGACAUUAUCCAAGAGCAAGUGACUUUUAAGUGACUUUCCUAAGAUAUUACACAGCCAGAUGCCUAUAAACAAGGCCUAGGGGUCCAGAAGUCUCCCCCUCUGUCUAAACUAUACUGUGGGAUUCAAACUGUGAAAGAAAAUGCAUCAAACAAAUAAAUUAGAUUCAGAUCCUAGAGUCUUAGUAAUGCUGAAGCUGUUUGCAGCUUUUGUUCAACUAUAUCAGUGAAAAGUACUUAAAAUGAGCCACCACUGUAUAAUACUUAAUCCCUCAGGAGUUUCUGAUCCUAGUCUUGAGCUUUUUAUUACAGGCAACAGAGAAGUCAACUGAAAGAACUUGCUCUGUCCACUGACAAGAGGGGGUUGUAAGAGCAGACACCUGAAUGAACACAGGAAGUUUUAGCUGUACUUGUAAGGAGUUGAGGGUGCAAGAUAUAGGGCAAAAGCAUGUUCCACAGGUCAAAUGAGUAAUGAUGACAUGAGAUUGCUGUGCCAUUUGAGAUCUGUAAAAGACAAAAUGGUAACUACCUAAUCACUCCUUGUCCUCUAUGUUUAAAAAGAUGACCACCCAAAAAAAAUUAUUCCAGUAAGAAUACAUUUGUUUGCUAACAAAGAAUUUAAAGAAGAGUUCCAAAAAGUUAAUUAUUUUGUGGAAAGUAUGGCAUAUCUUGACAGAGGUAGGAACAUCUGAACAAGAAGCCCUUCAGGACUACAUUUUCAUGGGCCACCUGGAAAAGUGUAAUCUUUAGUUUCACUGUUCUCUCUGUAUGUAUAUUGAUGUAGAACAAAGUGCUUUUUAAGUGAACCAGCUCCCUUAAACUUAAAGAUUUAAAGAAAUGUGGGUUUAGACCAGUGGAACUCUUAUGUACAAUGGAGUUAUUGAGAAGACAGUUGAGAAAAAGAGAGUAUUAAUCUGUUCUUUGAUAACCUGCUAAUGAUGUGCUCAAAAUUUUCCAUGUGAAGAAGCAAAAGUGGACAGAAGGAAAUGUAUAUAACUAGGGUUAAUGAAAUUUGGCUCUUUGCUGCCUUCCUAAGCUCACUAGCUUCUACAACCUGCAAAUUCUGUUUGGUUCAAAGGCAGUCACAGAUGCUUUGUCACUAGAGAAAGGAAGGAGUUGUUCAGUCACUUAGCAUCUGUUAAGACAAGUGAGUGGUCAGGCUGAUUCUACUUUCUGAAUGCCCACUUUGGGAUUACAGAGAUUUAAUUUGAUAUUUAUAUGCAUCUAAUAUGUAACUACCAGCCAUGAAUAAUCUAUGUCAAGCUGAUCCUUCUUUGCACUGAAUAAAUCAAAAUGCUUCAAUGCCAGGCCCAGUUCCUGAUAGCACAGCUCUCUGAGCAAGAAAGUCUGCUGGCUGAUUGAGCAUCUCUUACUGUAACAGCUUUCAGCUAAGAAAUAAUCAUGGCAAGGAAAACCUCUUAAGAUUACAUGUGCUUGUGGAGUAUCACUAUUCUCACCUCUGAAGAAAACACAUUGAUUCCUUUUUUUUUCUUCUUUUUUUUUUUUUUUUUUAUAGUAUACUUGUAGUAUAAGUGGAUGCAGCGAGUUUGAAUUUAUUUAUUAUGCCUGCUUUUGUAAAUGCAGAAUUUAACUACUAUUCCCAGUUCUUCAACUAUAUUGAUUUCUGUAAGACCAGCAAUGGCAUAUAACUGUACUCUAUAAUUGACUUACUGAGCAAAUUCUUGCUGAGCAGACCUACUUAGACCAAUCCUGUACACCAGUCAAGCAUUCUGGCUGAGGUAGCUGGUAUUCUGGGAUGCCAAUGUCUUGCAAAUGUCUUGCUAUCUGCAUUUCUGCAAAUGGUCUGAUUCUAUUGCUGGGGGGCUUCCAAACAGGGAAAUCAUUUUGCUUAUUUUUCCACCUGAUGGAAGCCAAUGUUGCCAAGUAACUUGCAGUACCUAGAGGCUUUUUAAAAGCUGCAAGAAAAUCCUCUUAGUGCCAGCUGGAGAAAGAGACCCUAGGAGCAUGCACAGAUACUGAGCACUUUCUAAGCUUUCCUACAGAAAUUCUGAGUAGCUAGCUUCUGUUUCUAAAAUGUCAAAAACCUUCAAAAACUCUCAGUCCAACAGAAAGAAUAUAAGGGAGGGAAAGAAAAAAGAAAAUGUUGGGUUGUUUUGGUUUUUGGUUUGGUUUUUUUUUCAGAAUAAUACCUGGAGAAGCCACUAUAAAAUGGCUUCUUAGUGUGUUUAGUAUUCUUAUCUCUGUGUACCAAAUUGGAAGUGGGCAGCAUCCCAUGCUUCUUAAAGGUGUGUGUUGCUUUAUAAUGCUUGAUACCUGUUGGUUCAGUGACUUUUGGCCUAAAGAUAGAUGUGAAUUCCAUUUUAAAUACCAUGAAUGUAUCUCUCUUGGGUACAGGUCUUUUGUUGAAAGGGCAGUAGUUUUGAUUAAAGAGCUAGUCAGGAACAAAAUAGAUUCCUCUUGGACACUUAGACACUACCAGUUUUAAAGGGUCUGAUUCUUGGACUACUAGGAAAAGGGUAACAUGGAAAGGGUAAUAAAAACCCAGACUAGAACAGAUGCAGUUUCUGAAAAGUUUUGUGGCCAGUAGUUCAUAUGGUUGUUUUCAGUCAUUAUUCCACAUCUUGGCCCUUUAAUCUUUAAACAUUGGUAGACAAAUCAAAACUACCAACACCACUGUCAGAUGCUCUUUAUAUUUACUAAGUGCCUUAUACAGAGCAUCACUGAGGCAGUGGUUGGAUUGAAAGGAAGUUUGAUAAAAGAUCUACUACUCUGGAUGGAGCCACAGGUUAUCAUUUGUAACCAAGGUGCUGAUUAUAACACACCAGAAUCUCAGAUUUUCUUGCUGACAGAAGUACCUAAUAAGAAACAGUCCAGAAGUUUCUGAGGCUUUCAGUUCAUAAAACAUAUAUUCUUUGGAGAAGAUUUUUUUUUUCUUCUGGUCAGCUGUGUUAGCCUACUGGAAUAUCCCAGAACUGAACAAAACUUCUGAGUAUUUCUGGAUGCUUUCACACUUCUCAGUUUCUCAGUCAAGGAUAAUAUUACCUUUCUUGGGAAUGGGUACCUAAGUUGGUUUUAUUCAUAGGGUUUAUGUUGAUCCAACAGUAGUUUUAAAGGAUUUUAUUGUCAGAAAAAGGGCUUGUUGUUUUGAAAAUAAAAAUCUUACCUGCCAGGUGUCUUCCCCAAAAUGAGUAAGUGCCUUUUCUGUUCUGACUCUUAGAAGUAUUUACUUUGUCAAAUUGAAUCUGAAUGUCCUGCAUAAACCAACUCUGAAGUACUGAGUGUUACCGAUGGCUUGAAUUCAUUUCACUGAAGGAACAAGAGACACGAUGUAAGCCACUUGAAUUAUUUUGAGACCUUCUGUUACCAGAAAUUUUGUACCUGCUGUGAGUAGUAUACUUCUAAGAACAAUGUAACUUUUCAGGAACUUGGUAUUGAUAGGAAAUAAAUAUUUAUUAGAAGAAAUAUAUAAAAUAAAUAUUUAUUUACCAAAUUAAGUAAGAGAAAAUGUUACACCGUGGGAGCAACAGUUAACUUGCUGUUAGCAGUCCUGACUACUUCAUAGAAAGUAAAACUGAGGCCCUGAACUCCGACUGUAAAAGAAUGCGUGGUAUUUGGUGAGAGAUUGGGACUGUGAAUCUUAGAUCCACAUUCUAAUAAAGUAAUUCUUCCUGCCUAAGGUUUUGCCAAUUCUCAAACAGAAAAGAAAGCAUGAGCAGAUAUCAGUAGGAGGCCCUCUAGUUUUAUUGGUGCUGCUUUCUAACUCUAGAGGAUUUUUUAAUUUUAUUUUAUUUUAUUUUUAAACUUUGCUCAGGACUGGUACAGCUGAAAGUAUAUUUUCCCUUCAUUCUUAAGCCUAGACUUUGAAUGGAGUUUCUCUGAGACACUUUUGUAGUGAAAGCAUAUUCCCUACAAACAUUGAAGACAAAAAUAAACAUCUCUGUGAAUGAA